UAUACUUUUCCAUGAUAUUCUAAGUUUUUGGAAAGGGUCUAUAUAAGGAAGUGAGAGCACAGCAUGUAGAUUUGCACAACUUAAAUAAAUUCUUUGUUUCAUUUUUCCCAAGAAAAAAAACCAAAAGCAUUGUGUUGCUGCAUCACAGUUCAGCAGAAUUUACAGGCUGCAGCAUGCACAGUCAUGUCCUUCAAUGUUUGGACAGAGAUUACCAGAUUACCAGAGUAAUCAGCAAUCACUGAACGUGUCACUGAAGAAUUUAUUGUGUAUAAAGUGCGAGUUUAAAAAAAGCAGUCUCACAGGUUCCUACAGGUCUUCCUAGCUGUAAAAUGAGCCAACAGGUUUUUCUGUUGCAACGUGUUUACCGUCUUCAGCACACACCCCGCUGCGCUUCACAGUUACUGCAGGAUAUUUUAGAGCUGAGAGACUCAAACACAGGCUUUGUUUUGUUUUCCUCUCUCGUUUUAAAUGUGUUAAAAGCAGAGCUUUAACUGAAUUGUUUUUUAGAAAAAGCUUCCUGUUGCUUUGUGGGAGCUCCAGCUGUUGCACUCUACAUUGACCUGACCCUGACACGUGUGAAUGUGCAGUGAUUCAUUGGCUGAACUGGUUCAGCCGCUGGGUGUGAAAAUCUGCUGAAGAAGAUGUUUGCUGCUGAAGCCAAAGCAUUUGUCCAGACGCUGGGAGAAACAGACCUCAUCUCUAAUGAUAACUUAAACUGUAAAAUGGAUCUGCUGACUCUGGUCAAAGUCACUGAGGGAAGUUUUUGGCCAGUACAGAAGUACAAAGUGAUACACUGCAGCCUGCCUGAGCUCAUGGAGGAGGAAAACUUCUCUCCAGAUUACACCGAGGAAGUCUUGGUGGAGGACUUUAAGAUCACUGCAGAGAAGAGUGGGAGUGGAGGUGUAGGUGGAGAAUGCAGUAAUGUAGGUGAAGCUUAUAUUAAUGCCAGCACUAGUUCUGUGGAUGGUCUGGUUCAGCCCGUCAGCAUGAUGACAAAGAAGGCCAAUGUUAAAACUGUGGUGAGCAGAUUCAAGGGCAGGAAAAUACAUAAGGACAGCUUGGACGUGCUGGGAUUGAAAGAGAAGGAUAAACUGAUGUUUGUUUCUCAAAUAGUUUACAACUCCAGCCCUGUCAAAGUUAUUAGAAAGUCUACGACUGAUGGCUCCAUUUUCACUUCUUAUGUAAAGAUGCUGAGUGUCUUUGCAAAGGGGAGCAGUAAGGUGGAGACAAGCUUCACUGUGCCAGCAAAAUCCAUCUUUGCUUACGGCCUGGUGGAGAUAAAGAUUGAGGAUGAGAAGCUGAAGAUCUCAUGUGAGCCGUGGACUCGUAGCUUACUCGAUUGGCUCCUUGGUGACGACGUAAGCAAUCCAACUGUGCAAAAAGUAAAAGAAGAACUGGAAAUGAAGGAAGCUCUUCUGCAGCCGCUGGCAGAUCUUCCUGAGUCGACUCGUUGUGAUCUGCUGCAAACACUCAGCGAGCUCGUAGAGGAUGGAGACAAUCUCUCUCUGCUGGAUAAAACACUGGAUCACUGCAGUAAUGGAGUGUUUGAGUGUGUUCAGUCUGAGGCUGUCUCUUCCUUCAUGGACCUUCUCAUUGUCUCAAACAUCUCCACAAGUGAGCAGGAUGCUGUUCACAUGUUGGUCAGCGCCCUGCACACUCUGCCAGACGAAGUGCCGCCACUUCUGACUCGCUGCAGUCCAGAUACUCUGAGAGUCCUCGACCAGCUGGUGGAUGGGCUGAAGGAUGGUCGGGCCAACCUCCCAGAGUCCCUGCCCGUCCCCCUGCAGGAGGGAGGGGAGCUCCGCUGGGUGGCCGAGUUCAUCUGUUUGAACGAUCAGAAGCUGAAAGAGUUGAGUGACGGCUGGGACCGACCCGAGCUGCCCCCAGAGGUUCUGCUGGAGGUUCUGUGCCUCGCUGUGCAGGGACUCAGCCUGAUGCAGCCCACAACAAACCCUUAAUGUCAGCUGCUCUGAUCUUUGUUAAUGUGCUUUUACAGCAGCUGAUGUUUGUGAUGGUUCAGUGUCCAGUCAAGUGAAUACAUCAUAGUUUUGAUGUCCAUCGCUGAUUCCACAAUUGGUGAACUUUAAUUCAAUGUCUCUCUCUGAUUUUGUUUCCUGUUUCACUUUGUCAUCUUUCAAAGAUAACAUCAAAAAUAACCAACAGAAUUCAUAUUCUAUUAAAGUAACAUACCUUUAUUAAGUUCUUUACAUUAUUGUUAUGGUUCAUGUCAUGUUUCCUGUAAUUUGACGGUUUUCCUGGACUCUUUUUGUUUGCAGACUCCACUUUAGUCAUCGCGUCUCCAACCUCUUCAUGUUCAUUUUGAGUUUUUUAACAAGUUGUUUAUAAAUACUUUUUAAAUUCCUGGUUAUUAAAGGUUUGAAAUUACGUGAAGGGAACAAGUGGAACAGUUUUUGUAUUAGAAUAAAAAAGAAUGUUUAAAAA
This is a messenger RNA of Oreochromis niloticus (Nile tilapia), 2442 nucleotides long. RefSeq lists its product as uncharacterized. Bases 642 to 1958 code for a protein of 438 amino acids. Gene Ontology annotation, biological process: programmed cell death. Gene Ontology annotation, cellular component: cytoplasm. NCBI's taxonomy places the organism in Eukaryota, Metazoa, Chordata, Actinopteri, Cichliformes, Cichlidae. The record is from RefSeq and is a predicted model, not a curated record. The transcript has 11 exons.